AUGGGAGUAAAAUCGGCGACGGUAGCUAGGAAAAAGUUCUACAUCUGUUUCCUGUUCGUCGUGAUCUCUGUUACGCGUCGUCUCGCGCUUUGCCGCACGCUCUCAGAUGAUCCAGAUCCGUGCGAAUCAACGAACCCAAGAGAUUUUCCGAAGCUCAGAUCGGAUCAGGUCACCGUCCUUAUCAACGGUUACUCCGAAUCGCGGAUUCCUCUUCUGCAAACCAUCGUGGCCUCUUACUCAGGAUCUUCAAUCGUAUCAUCCAUUCUAGUCCUCUGGGGCAACCCAACCACACCGAUUCAACUGCUUGACCAGUUGUACCACAAUCUGACUCAGUAUUCGAUUGGUGCUGCUUCAAUCUCUCUGAUUCAGCAAUCAACCAGCAGCCUCAACGCCAGAUUCCUCCCUCGUCCCUCCUUUGUGGACACUCGUGCUGUUUUGAUAUGCGAUGAUGAUGUUGAGAUUGACCGGAGAUCGCUGGAAUUCGCGUUCUCCGUGUGGAAGUCGAAUCAAGAUCGUCUGGUAGGAGUGUUUGUGAGAUCGCACGGAUUUGACUUGCAAGGGAAAGAGUGGAUAUACACUGUUCAUCCGGAUAAGUACUCGAUCCUGCUGACGAAGUUCAUGAUGAUGAAACAGGAUUACCUGUUCGAGUAUAGCUGCAAGGGAGGUGCGGAGAUGGAGGAGAUGAGGAACAUUGUGGACAGGAUGCGUAACUGCGAGGAUAUACUUAUGAAUUUCGUAGCUGCGGAGAAGGUGAGAGCAGGGCCAAUCAUGGUGGGAGCAGAGAGAGUCAGGGAUUGGGGAGAUGCGCGUAACGAGGAAGAAAAGGAAAUGGAGGAGGGAGUAAGAGAAGUUGGGCUGAGUAGUAGAAGAAAGGAACAUAGGAAGAGAAGAGGGAAUUGCAUUAGGGAGUUCCAUAGAGUCAUGGGGAUGAUGCCGUUGGUGUAUAGUUAUGGUAAGGUUGUGAAUUCUGUUGGGGAACAAGGCUUGUGUCGUAAAGCCGGUAAGCUUGUGUUCUGUGACCGGGAUUGA
Molecule: messenger RNA, 1029 nt
Organism: Microthlaspi erraticum
Lineage: Eukaryota; Viridiplantae; Streptophyta; Magnoliopsida; Brassicales; Brassicaceae
Source: the annotation of a GenBank genome assembly